This is a messenger RNA of Zootermopsis nevadensis, 2624 nucleotides long. RefSeq names its product Kelch-like protein diablo (gene dbo). Lineage: Eukaryota; Metazoa; Arthropoda; Insecta; Blattodea; Termopsidae. The record is from RefSeq and is a predicted model, not a curated record. Gene Ontology annotation, molecular function: protein binding.
ACAUUGCAUAGACAUCGAUUUUGUAUCGUGAGAACGUCGAUAGAUGUGAAAUGUCCGAGGUUGUGACAGCUAAUGAAUGUUUUUAUUAGAAAUUAGCUAAAUGGUUUGUAGGCAGGUAGCUUAUGUUGGUUAGGUAACCUUCUGUAGAAUACGGUUCUUCGUGGAAAUUAAUUUGUAUUUAGUGCACUACUAUUAUCAAAGAUUGACUCUGUGUGGGGUUGGGCCCCUCCUCCCCUGCGCCUGUACUUGGCCCAGCACCCUCGCAGAAGGAUGGGGGAAAUGGUUAUAGGGGAGCGGCCCCCUUCACCUGCUCGUCUUUCACACACUUCAGAAAAACAUCCUCGUGGAACAUUAACUGAACUGAACGUAUUACGACGUCACCGUGAACUGUGCGAUGUUGUGCUGAAUGUUGGCUCCAGGAAAAUAUUUGCUCACAGAGUUAUUCUUUCAGCAUGUAGCCCAUACUUCCGAGCUAUGUUUACUGGGGAGUUGGCAGAAUCUCGACAAACAGAAGUUACAAUUCGUGACAUUGAUGAAGUGGCAAUGGAGCUCUUAAUUGAUUUCUGUUACACUUCACACAUCGUAGUUGAGGAGGGGAAUGUGCAAACUCUUUUACCAGCGGCAUGUCUUCUGCAGCUGGCUGAAAUCCAGGACAUAUGUUGUGAAUUCUUGAAAAGACAACUAGAUCCUUCAAACUGCUUGGGGAUCCGGGCUUUUGCUGACACGCAUUCAUGCCGAGAGCUCCUCCGAAUUGCAGACAAAUUCACACAACACAACUUCCAGGAAGUGAUGGAAAGUGAAGAGUUUUUACUCUUACCUGUGGGUCAGUUGGUAGAUAUUAUCUCCAGCGAUGAACUGAAUGUGCGUUCUGAAGAGCAAGUGUUUAGUGCUGUUAUGUCAUGGGUGAAGUACAACGUGUCAGAACGACGGCAACAUUUAGCACAGGUAUUGCAACAUGUACGCCUUCCAUUAUUGAGUCCUAAGUUCCUGGUAGGGACAGUUGGUUCUGAUCUGUUGGUGAGGAGUGAUGAAGCAUGCCGUGAUUUAGUGGAUGAGGCUAAGAACUAUCUCUUGUUACCACAAGAACGACCAUUAAUGCAAGGUCCACGUACGCGUCCUCGGAAGCCUACCCGUCGAGGGGAGGUGUUGUUUGCUGUUGGAGGUUGGUGUAGUGGUGAUGCCAUUGCUUCAGUGGAACGGUUUGAUCCUCAGUCAGCUGACUGGAAGAUGGUGGCCCCCAUGAGCAAACGAAGAUGUGGGGUUGGAGUAGCUGUCUUGAAUGACUUGCUGUAUGCUGUUGGUGGACAUGAUGGUCAGUCCUACCUAAACAGCAUUGAGAGGUAUGAUCCACAAACAAACCAGUGGUCCUGUGAUGUUGCACCAACAACUUCUUGCAGAACUAGUGUUGGAGUGGCGGUUCUGGAUGGUUUUCUCUAUGCUGUUGGUGGCCAGGAUGGAGUCCAGUGCCUUAACCAUGUUGAGAGGUAUGAUCCUAAGGAAAACAAAUGGGGAAAAGUUGCACCAAUGACAACUCGACGUCUUGGUGUAGCUGUAGCGGUGCUUGGUGGAUUCUUGUAUGCUAUAGGUGGCUCAGACGGGCAGUGCCCUUUAAAUACAGUGGAACGGUAUGAUCCUCGUCAAAAUAAGUGGUCCCCAGUGUCACCAAUGUCAACAAGACGCAAACAUUUAGGUUGUGCAGUAUUUAACAGCUGCAUUUAUGCUGUGGGUGGCAGAGAUGACUGCAUGGAACUCUCCAGUGCCGAGCGUUACAAUCCUCAUUCUAAUACUUGGAAUCCUAUUGUGGCUAUGACUUCACGUAGAAGUGGGGUUGGACUUGCUGUUGUGAAUGGACAGCUAUAUGCUGUCGGCGGCUUCGAUGGGACAGCAUACUUGAAAACAAUUGAAGUAUAUGACACUGAUCAGAACCAAUGGCGCCUAUGUGGAGCCAUGAACUACCGUCGCCUGGGGGGAGGGGUGGGGGUCAUGCGUGCCCCACAGACUGAAAACUAUUUCUGUAAAAAGAAGAUAACAGUAUGAAGCUUUUGUUUUCACGCAUUGCCGUAUACAUGCUGCGAUAUGUUCGUUUCAUGUGCCAUCAGGAGUUGAGACAAAUCUCAUUGGAUUGCAAGGGCCUGAGUGUACCCACCAGAACAGUGAGUUGUGCAUCGAGCUUCGUAGUACAGACUUGAGGGUGGAAAAUCACUUGCUAUUUUGUUUUAAAUUUAAGUUGGGUUAGUGAAGGUGACCUUCAUAUAAAGCAUUUAAAAAUAAUUAUUUUUGCUUCUUGUCUUUCAUUUUAGUAGUAAAAUAUCUUUUUUUGAAUGUUACUGUCUUCUUUACCCAACAAGAUAUAACUGUGUACUUCCAGUGUCAAUUGUGUGGGUAGCAAGAGAGGUUAUCAUGUUGUACAAUGAAGUGCAGUAUUAUUUAAUUUAAUGUAUAAUGACUUCAUGUAUCUGUUAUUGUGAAUGUAUGGCAAUAAGAUGUGUUUUAAAUUUUGUGAAUAUUGUUACAAAAUAUAAUUUUGUCAUUAAAUAUGAACUUCCAGAUCAUGAUCUAAUUGUAAUAUAAGAUCUGCUUUGCCUGUGACGUGGAAUAUAAAGUGAUGACAUGAUAAAUUAUAA